Messenger RNA from Pelecanus crispus (Dalmatian pelican), 1149 nucleotides. The record is from RefSeq and is a predicted model, not a curated record. NCBI's taxonomy places the organism in Eukaryota, Metazoa, Chordata, Aves, Pelecaniformes, Pelecanidae.
CACCCAAGGUCUGCGAUGCCUGCAAAAACAAAAACGAAGACGAUAACGACAUCGUGGAAAACCUCUGCAAAAAUGACUUUGCCUUGAAGAUAAAAGUGAAGGAGAUUGCCUACAUCAAUGGGGAUACCAAGAUCACCCCCGAAACAAAGAGCAAAACCAUCUACAAGCUGAAUGGGCUGACGGAAAGGGAUCUGAGGAAGAUCGUGCUCUGGCUCAAAGGUGGCCUCCAGUGUACCUGCGACGAGAUGAAUGACAUCAACGUCCCCUACUUGGUGAUGGGGCAGAAGCAAGCUGGGGAACUGGUGAUCACCUCGCUGAAGCGGUGGCAGAAAGGGCAGCGGGCUUUCAAGCGGUUCUCCCGCAGCAUCCGCAAACUGCAGUGUUAGUGGCUUCCUCCAGCAGCCGCCUCUGUCCCGAGCUCUCUGGGCCUCCUGCACCUUCUUGCUUCGGCCCCUCUGAGCCUCGAGAUGCCACGGGCAUGAGACACGGUGACCGCUCUCUGAGAGGGGAGGGAGCCCUCCAUUUCUGUACAUAGGUUAAAAUGUAAUAAAAAAAAAAAAAAUCAUGACUAUUUUUGGGAAGUAUUAAAGUAUCUCGCUUAAAGCUUUUUUUUUUUUUUUUUUUUUUUUAAAAAUGGUUGCAAACGUGACUUUGGUCUGAGGUUUUUCCCUCUUCAUUUUGGUAAUGCUGGUUCAUUUAUAUUGCUGCUUCUCUGUAUACAUGCAUGUUUGUUGUGCAAAAGUAGGAGAUGCAGAGAAAGACAGCCACGCGUGCGACUGGCCUGUCACACUGGGUACGACUCUUUCACCAAGGUGAAAUGGCUUGCCAUCUAUAUUAACACUAUAAAGGUCAUGUUACGACUCUUGCAUGUGAUACAUAAGCACCAGUAAGAGUAUAUUAACCAUUCUCACAUUUUAUUUUCCACAAGUCUGAGCCCUUCUCUCAGAACAAGUGAACAAGUUUUGGAGCUGGUUGAUCUGAAUGCAACAUUUUUUUUUUUUAUUAUUUUGCAAAUUAAACCAUCUGUAGCCUAACUGUAAUAUACCUAGUGGUUAACCUGAAAGAGUUGUAAAAUAUUGCUUUAAUUAACCUUGUAAAUACUCCAGAUAAAUGUUAUAUUCUUGUAUAUAAACUUUACAUCAUAGUUUA